CAUAUACUUCUAUAACGUACUUCAAGGGCCGGCUCGCUCAGUGGGGAAUACUAGUGUGAUAUUAGAUAGUAGAUACCUUGAGUCUCCCAAAUCCUCAGUUAUUUCAACUCUAAAACCCUAAUCCCCAAAAAUGGGCAAAUUUUGGGUGAUUUUUGUUGCUUCGAUCUCGAUCCUUCUUCCAUUUCUAUGCAAUUCUUUCUCUCCCGAGACUCCUACCGAUCGCCGAGUCCUGGUUCUCCUCGACGAUUUCGCCGUCAAGUCGUCCCACUCCUCAUACUUCAACUCUCUCAAAUUACGCGGCUUUGACCUUGACUUCAAACUCGCCGACGAUCCUAAGAUCGCCUUGCAGCGCUACGGCCAGUAUCUCUACGAUGCCUUGAUCCUAUUCUGCCCCUCUGUUGAACGAUUUGGAGGAUCUGUUGAUGUUGCUGCCAUUAUCAAUUUUGUUGAUUCUGGUCAUGAUUUAAUUAUUGCGGCGGAUGUUAAUGCUUCUGAUUUGAUCCGGGAAGUUGCCACCGAAUGUGGAGUUGAUUUCGAUGAGGAUCCUUCGGCUAUGGUUAUCGAUCACACUGGCUAUGCAGUUUCGGAAACAGAAGGAGAUCAUACUUUGAUUGCAUCUGAUGAUUUUAUUAAAUCUGAUGUGAUUAUAGGAAGCAAGAAAAUUGAGGCUCCUGUACUUUUCCAGGGCAUUGGCCAUUCACUGAAUCCUGUCAAUAGCUUGGUGUUAAAGGUUCUCUCAGCUUCUCCAUCUGCCUAUUCAGCUAAUCCCUUAUCCAAGCUGUCAACUCCACCAUCAUUGACGGGUUCUGCAAUCUCCUUGGUUUCAGUUGUCCAGGCAAGGAACAAUGCACGAAUUCUGAUUACUGGUUCACUAAGUAUGUUCAGCAAUCGAUUUUUUAGAUCUGGUGUCCAGAAAUCUGGGAGCUCAACCAAAUAUGAGAAAUCAGGUAAUGAGCAAUUUUUGACCGAACUUAGCAAAUGGAUUUUCCAUGAAAGAGGUCAUCUUAAGGCUGUGAAUGUAAAACACCACAAAGUCGUAGAAACAGAUGAACCUGCUUUGUACAGGAUUAAUGAUGAGUUGGAAUACUCAGUUGAGAUCUAUGAGUGGUCUGGAACUAGCUGGGAGCCAUACGUUACUGACGAUGUCCAAGUCCAGUUUUACAUGAUGAGCCCCUAUAUUUUGAAAACUUUGUCGAAUGACAAAAAGGGUCUCUAUUCUGCGUCAUUUAAGGUUCCAGAUGUUUAUGGUGUUUUCCAGUUCAAGGUUGAGUACCAAAAGCUUGGGUAUACAAGCUUAUCCCUUUCAAAGCAGAUUCCAGUCAGACCAUAUAGACACAAUGAAUAUGAAAGAUUCAUACCAACUGCUUAUCCCUACUACGGAGCUGCAUUUUCUACAAUGGCAGGAUUCUUCAUCUUUUCUUUUGUUCAUCUAUAUAACAAGUAAAGUGUGGCAUAUCUAGUAUGCUUUGCCUUGGACGGUGGGAUUACAAUUUCAAGCCAACAAUGGUAGUCAUAAAUGUAUCGUAGAAAUGUUAAGACUUUGAGUUUUAGUUUCAAUGAUGAAAAUCAAACCCUAACAGAUCUCCAAAAA
Gossypium arboreum is the source of this 1591-nucleotide messenger RNA. RefSeq names its product dolichyl-diphosphooligosaccharide--protein glycosyltransferase 48 kDa subunit-like. Lineage: Eukaryota; Viridiplantae; Streptophyta; Magnoliopsida; Malvales; Malvaceae. Gene Ontology annotation, cellular component: endoplasmic reticulum membrane; oligosaccharyltransferase complex. The record is from RefSeq and is a predicted model, not a curated record. The coding region runs from base 131 to 1444 and encodes 437 amino acids. The transcript has 13 exons.